GACUGCCGAUCUUUUAGAUUGCAUUUUGAAUCUUUAACAGAGGCACAAUUCCAGCAGCUUGCUGGCGAACAACCCCACCGCUACGGGCCGUCAUCACAAGCACGUGGUAGGUUACACGUCCGAUCUGAUUGACGACGAUGACGUCACCCAUCGCAACAUGAGCGGCUGGCCCAGCCAUAACUUAAAAUCAUGGAGCUGUCUCUCUCUCGGUUGGGAAGCCUUCACAUGUCCGAGACUGACAAGUGAAAUCGCCAUGAGCCAUGUAUUCAGGCGAUUACAACGCCAGGUGACACAUGAGCCGCCACGUUGGAGCCCUCCCUCAUGCGGGGGAUUCCAACCCUCUAGCAUACAUGGCUCUUUCCCUCCGCGAACAGUCGCAUCCGUAGCAUCACGGCAUUAUUCGACGCGUUCAAGGUUCAACAAAGCCGAUCAGCGAUCUUUGGGCACGCGGGAGAUAGAAGGAACGUUUCAACAGCGCCAAUGGAAGCGCUCAGUACAUCUCCAACAGUCGGACAAGCAACGGAUUAACCAAGGCAGCCAGCAGUCCAAGUCCGUUACGAAUGGCAGAAUCCUAACCACCCCAACGCGGCUUCUGAAGCUCAUCCUUUGGCUGCCCAAUGAAAAUAGCAAAGACAGGGACACCACUUCCAAGAAGAAUGCCUCCGACCGAUCCACAUCGGUGAAUGAAGCAAACCAGCCAUUGGCACUCCUGGUGCACCCGCAGCAACCCCUUUCGUACAUCGAGCGUCUGGUCCAAGCCGAGAUCCCACCGAUCCUAAAAGACGGCAAAGAGAUCACACCUAGUGUACGAUUCCGAGCCGUCGGGGACAAUACCAACGCCAGUGGAAAGCCCGAGACGAGUGAUACCGAUGAGCAGGCCCUGUCACACCCCGACGACCUGUCACAUGUGGCCUCAUACUCGGGGCUCGGCCACGAGGGGCCCGAGCGCGAUAAAGCAGAUACGAACUGGGUCCGCUGGAGCAACAGCACCGAGAUAGGCGACUUCAUUCGUGAUGCGGCGAGGGGGACCGAGUUCGUCAUUGAAAUCGAGGGACACGAUGGCGAGAUGCGCGUCAGCGUCCCGUCGUUCAACGAUCGCACCUUUUACAUGCGCAGUCGUCUGAGGAAAAUGAGUAGGCAAAUCGAUGAGCUGUCUCAUAUCAAGCGGGAGUGCGACCUGCUGGCAUAUAGGGGUGCGAAUCGGCUGGCCAAAGGAGGGUUUGCGCUCUUGACUGGGUGGUGGUGCGUUGUGUACUAUGUCACGUUUCAUACCGAGUUUGGCUGGGACCUCGUCGAACCGGUAACUUACCUUGCGGGCCUGACCACGAUCAUGGGAGGAUAUCUCUGGUUUCUUUACAUUAGCAAAGACUUAAGCUACAAGGCAGCCAUGAACGUAACGGUCUCACGACGCCAGAAUGCUCUUUACGAAGCUCGAGGGUUUGAGCCCGAAAAAUGGGAACACCUGGUUCAGGAGGCGAACGCCUUGCGCCGCGAGAUCCGGGCCAUCGCUGUGGAGUACGAUGUGGACUGGGACGAGUCCAUGGAUGUCGGCGACGAGGUGAAGGAGGUGUUGGAUCAAGAAAGGAACACCAAAGACGGGACGCUGCCUGCCGAGAAGCAGAAGACCGAGCCAGGGGGUGCAGAACGCCGGAAGAAGGAUGAAGCGAGCGACGCGGACGAAUCAUGACAUAAUAUGCUUAGGGACCUGAAGCGGCCAUCAACGUGAUCUCCGACUAUACAAAAUAGAGUUCAAGUUGUGUGAUGCUGGCAUUGCUGGGUGGGUUGAUGUCGAUGAAAGUUUUACGUCUUGGAUGACUUGCAGCGCCUUGGAAUGAAACCAUGGCAACGACGGGGUCGCCUGACAUCUUGAAGAGAACCUGCAUCUUCACUGCACAUUGAGUGCCUCCGGU
Molecule: messenger RNA, 1910 nt
Organism: Canariomyces notabilis
Lineage: Eukaryota; Fungi; Ascomycota; Sordariomycetes; Sordariales; Chaetomiaceae
Exons: 3
Coding region: 158-1687 (509 amino acids)
Biological process (GO): calcium import into the mitochondrion; mitochondrial calcium ion homeostasis
Cellular component (GO): uniplex complex; mitochondrial inner membrane
Molecular function (GO): uniporter activity; calcium channel activity
Source: RefSeq, a predicted model, not a curated record